Messenger RNA from Benincasa hispida (wax gourd), 1882 nucleotides. RefSeq names its product ninja-family protein AFP3-like. Gene Ontology annotation, biological process: negative regulation of DNA-templated transcription; signal transduction; response to abscisic acid. Gene Ontology annotation, cellular component: nucleus. NCBI's taxonomy places the organism in Eukaryota, Viridiplantae, Streptophyta, Magnoliopsida, Cucurbitales, Cucurbitaceae. The record is from RefSeq and is a predicted model, not a curated record.
UUUAGAAUUUUUUUUAAAAAAAUUGAAAAAUUUUCAUGGGGGGAGGAGAGAAAAAGCUCCUCCUCUUUCCUCUCUCCGCUUCUCCGUUUCCUUUGAUUUCUCUUUCACUCGUCAAUUAUUUUUUGCGCUCUUCUUUUCUUUUCUCUCUCUUUUUUAUUUUUAUUUUUAUUUUUUUAAUUUUUCUCUCCCUCCCUUCUUUCGCUGUUCCACUUUCUUGGAGAUCUUUUACUAGACUAUUCGUUUUGAUUUUUUUCUUCUUGAGGAAUAAUUGUUGGAAUGGAAAGCGUUUUCUUAUUUCCCUUAUUUUUUUCUAUAUGGGAAUGUGAUCUGAGAUUAUAAUUUGAUGGGUUUUAUUUGCUACUUUGAGUAUUUUUAUUGAUACCCAUUUGUUUUUGAUUCAUCAUUCUGCUUUUCUUCUUUAUGGGUUUUGGUAAACGAGAUCGUGACGGUGUAUAAGCAUUUUGAUUUACUCUGUUUUGAAUUGAAACAUGGGGGAAGCAAAUGAAGGAGGAAGUAGAGGAAUGGAGAAGGUUCCUCUGCCAACUGAAAAAUACCCAACAGAUCUGUUGCAGAGAUUCUUGUGUAGCAAUUCACAUCAGACCCAAAUUCGGGGGUUUAAUGGAGAAGAAGAUGAUGCAGAGGAGAUUGAGCUUAAUCUUGGGCUUUCACUUGGGGGUCAAUUUGGGGUUGACAAAAAUUCCAAGAAGCUGAUUCGGUCAUCUUCUAUAGCCGGUACCAUGCUUUUGAGGGACGAUGAGGCCUCUACUCCGGCAGCCGUAUCGUACCCGGCAGCGCUUAUUCGGACCUCAUCCCUUCCGCCGGAGUCGGAGGAGGAGUGGAGGAAGAGGAAGGAAUUGCAGACGUUAAGGCGAAUGGAGGCUAAAAGGAGGCGAUUUGAGAAGCAGAGGAAUAAGGAUGGGAUUGGGAUGGGGACCGCCGGGUGUUUUGAAGAAGAGAGGCGUGAAAUUGAAGGUCUUACAGGAUUGAAUUUGAGAGAGAGAAGGCCUGGUUCCGGUAUUUCGACGGUGGCACCACCGUUCGGGUUGUCGACAUGGGCUGCAGCUGCCCGACAGGCUCUUACUGGUGGAAUUAUGGAUGAGAUUGGCAAAGGCAAAGGUGGCUGUAUAUCCAGUGGCGGCGGCACUGGCGGCGGAGGUUUACCCGGUGUCGGGCAGCCUGCGUCUCAGUGCUCUGCUGAAUCGCAGGGCGGAAGCUCGUCGGGGAUGUCGGAAUUGGAUAGCAAACAGAUCCAAGGAUCAAGCAGUUAUGGUGAAGCGAGAAGUUCCUCACAAGAGCGAGGCAACCCAGAGGCUGCAGGUUCUUCAGGGUCGAAGAUGUGUGAGAAUCCGUUUGGCAGUUCCAAAACAGAGACGAAAAAUCCAUCCAAGAAGCCCGAUUCAGGUGAGAACAGGGGGAGAGAAGCGGGAAUGACGUCGAUGGAAGACAUGCCAUGUGUGUUCACAAUAGGGGACGGGCCAGACGGGAGACGGGUGGAAGGAAUUCUUUACAAGUAUGGAAAAGGGGAGGAAGUGAGGAUAAUGUGUGUUUGCCAUGGGAAGUUUCUGUCACCAGCUGAGUUUGUGAAGCAUGCUGGUGGAAAAAACGUGGCUCAUCCCUUAAGACACAUUGUUGUCAAUCCAAAUUCUGGUCCUUUUUUGUGAUGUGUGGUUACAAUCCUUGCCAACCCCCAUCAAACAUUUGGGGAGCCUUCAAAUAGGAAACAUAGAGAACUUAGUGUUUUAAGUGAAAAGAGAUACUUUGUUAUUAUACUUGAUUAUUUUUCUUACCUUGUAGAGUGAGUCAUGUCUUGAAAGAGAUUUUUGAAUGGCUCUCAGCUGGAGAUUUUAUGGAUCAAAGUAUUCAUAUUUCUUCCUCAUUUUAA